AGAGUCUCGAGUGGAGAGAGGCCGGACAUCGGUGGCCGAAGUCUGAGAGAGAAGCUGGCCCUCAGCGGCUGGGUCGGUAGGAAUUAGGGCAGAGUUAGGAGCGGCCUGCGGAGGGGCCCGCUCAGGCCGAUGCCGGUAGUGGAAACAGAGGAAGCCACCGCCGCGCUCUUCUCGGAACUGGCUAAAAUAGCUCCGUAAAUGGGCCGAGCGCAACACGGAGGGGAUACCGCUCACUACCAGGUAAACUGUCGCCUCCUCCUCCGCCUCGCCGGGCACCGCCAUCUUGGAUUGUCACAUGAUCAGCUAGAACCAAGUCUCGCGAGAACACCGCGAGCAACGUUCCAGCCCCUGCGUUGCGAGAUUGUGAAAAUUCUAACUAGUCCUUUGGGAUUGGGGUUGUGGAACCUGGAGCUGGAAGAUCCGAAGUCUUCUGUGUUCCUUUCCCACAGAGGGAAGCCGGCGAUGAUGGAAAAACUCACCUGGAAAAUGGGGUCAUAGAGUUCUUUCAUAAAGCUCUCAUGAGGACCAAAUAAGAAGCCUGCGGGAGGGGUCAUUUUUGAGGUAUUUAGUUGUGGAUAUUGCACACCUAAUCUCAACCUUCCUCAGUUCUGAACCUUUAGUCGUUCUUCCAUUUAUUUUUCCAAAAUGUGUUGAUGAACUCCCACAAAUCGGUAAGAAAAAGAUAACCCGGUAGAAAAAUGGGCCGAAGAUACUUCGCAAAAGAGGAAACACGCAGGUCCAAUUUACAAUGAAAGUGCUAUGAGUUACUAGAGGCUUACGUUAAAGAAAAGAUGCACAACUCAAUAAUAAAAGAAAUGCAGCGAGACCCACUUUGCAUCCACUAUGUUGGCAAACUUUAAAACCUUAGAGUCGAUGACAACAUGGUGGAACUGAAGCUCUCAUACACUGUUGGUGGAAAUCUUCCCGAACUUUGGCUUACCCUCAGCUUGAGCCAGCGCACAUCUCCUCCUUAACAGCCUCUCCUGAGAAUAGGCUGGCUUCAAGGAAUGGGGGAAGUGAAUGAUCUCAAACUACAGAAAUGGCAGUGAACUUGUCUGUUUCAAUUCGGGAGUGGGCUGCUUCCUGAUUGGCUGUGAUUGGGCUUUCACUGUGCUUGUGAACACCUUCUUCAGCUUCCUUCGACGCAAAACAGACUUUUUCAUUGGAGGAGAAGAAGGGAUGGCAGAGAAGCUUAUCACACAGACUUUCAGCCACCACAAUCAGCUGGCACAGAAGACCCGGCGGGAGAAGAGAGCCCGGCAGGAGGCCGAGCGGCGGGAGAAGGCGGAGCGGGCGGCCAGACUGGCCAAGGAAGCCAAGUCAGAGACCUCAGGGCCCCAGAUCAAGGAGCUAACUGAUGAAGAGGCAGAGAGGCUGCAGCUAGAGAUUGACCAGAAAAAGGAUGCAGAGAAUCAUGAGGCCCAGCUCAAGAACGGCAGCCUUGACUCCCCAGGGAAGCAGGAUACUGAGGAAGAUGAGGAGGAAGAUGAGAAGGACAAAGGAAAACUGAAGCCCAACCUAGGCAACGGGGCAGACCUGCCCAAUUACCGCUGGACCCAGACCCUGUCGGAGCUGGACCUGGCGGUCCCUUUCUGUGUGAACUUCCGGCUGAAAGGGAAGGACAUGGUGGUGGACAUCCAGCGGCGGCACCUCCGGGUGGGGCUCAAGGGGCAGCCAGCGAUCAUUGAUGGGGAGCUCUACAAUGAAGUGAAGGUGGAGGAGAGCUCGUGGCUCAUUGAGGACGGCAAGGUGGUGACUGUGCAUCUGGAGAAGAUCAAUAAGAUGGAGUGGUGGAGCCGCUUGGUGUCCAGUGACCCUGAGAUCAACACCAAGAAGAUUAACCCUGAGAAUUCCAAGCUGUCAGACCUGGACAGUGAGACUCGCAGCAUGGUGGAAAAGAUGAUGUAUGACCAGCGACAGAAGUCCAUGGGGCUGCCAACUUCAGACGAACAGAAGAAACAGGAGAUUCUGAAGAAGUUCAUGGAUCAACAUCCGGAGAUGGAUUUUUCCAAGGCUAAAUUCAACUAGCCCCUGUUUUUUCCUCCCUGAACUCUUGGGGCUGAGCUGCAACCACCCAACUUUCUUUCCCACUCUUCUCUGGGACUUGUGGGCCUCAGGGCUUGGGGCAGGCAUGGGACUGGCCCAGGCACACAGGUCCCGGGGCAUCAGGAGAAAGGCUGGGUCUUGGGACCUUGUCCUCCCCAGUUGGCCUACUGUUACACAUUAAAACGAUUUGCCCAGCUCCUUCUGUGUCCUCUCUUGCCUCUGGCCUUUCUCUGGGGCACAGGCCUCUUACGGCUGCUGCUGGGAACUGGGAGUUUGGCUUCUAGCCCAGAUUCUGCCAUGUGACCUAGGGCACAUCCUUGCCCCUCUCUGGGCCUCAGUUUCUCAUUACUUAAAGAUUAAAACAAGGCUUGGCCGGGUGUGAUGGUUCAUGUCUGUAAUCCCAGCACUUUGGGAGGCUGAGGGGAGCAGAUCACCUGAUGUCAGGAGUUUGAGACCAGCUUGGCCAACAUGGAGAAACCCAGUCUCUACUAAAAAUACAAAAAUUAGCCGGGUGUGGUGGUGCACACCUGUAAUCCCAGCUACUCGGGAGGCUGAGGCAGGAGAAUCGCUUGAACCCGGGUGGCGGAGGUUGCAGUGAGCCGAGAUUGCACUACUUCACUCCAGCAUGGGUGACAGAGACUCCAUCUCAAAAAAAUAAAUAAAUAAAACAAG
Molecule: messenger RNA, 2718 nt
Organism: Homo sapiens (human)
Lineage: Eukaryota; Metazoa; Chordata; Mammalia; Primates; Hominidae
Gene: NUDC
Product: nuclear distribution C, dynein complex regulator
Exons: 11
Coding region: 1021-2028 (335 amino acids)
Biological process (GO): response to peptide hormone; nuclear migration
Cellular component (GO): nucleus; spindle; cytoskeleton
Source: RefSeq, a predicted model, not a curated record